AUGAGUACAACGGGUGGCUGCAGGCACCCGAGCCGUACCGCACAGCCCAGAAAUGCCACGCCGCCCACCACGCUCCCACAACAGCCUCCAACGCCGCCGGCUACUGGGGAGAAACCAUCUACGGGGCCGCAUCCCGUUGUCGCGCUCUUACGACAGCGCCACCAAGGGCUGGAGACGACGGAGCUGGGCUCGCGGAAAGCGUUUGCUCUUGCCCCGGGAGAGUACAAGAAGAUCAAAAGCGAGCUCCAGCGAGACCCGCCGCUUUGGGCAUACGUAGAAGACAAGGUACACUACGACUACGACGCGGAAAAACACACAUUAGUAGUCCGCAUGCCUAGUGAAGUCCACGAAACAUUCAUCGCGGCUGUCGACGAUGAGAUCCAUGCUCAAGUGCGCCCUUUCCGAUCGACCGACAUCCAUUUCGCCAGCACGACUUCAAUUGUAAAAUCAAAAUACUGUCCAGACUUAUCAUUCGGGCAUGAAGACGCUAAGUUUCCGGGCGUGGUCAUUGAAGUUGGAUAUUCACAGGAUAAAAAAUCGAUGAGUCGAAAAGCCGAGAACUAUAUUCUCAACUCAAAUGCCAACAUCCGGGUCGUGAUUGGCCUCGAUCUUGCGUACUCUAUUGGGUCGUUGAAAGCAACCUUCUCAAUCUGGCGACCCCGCCUGUCUGACACGGCGGAGGGACGCGAGCUGGUAGUCGUCGAAGAAAUCGCAGACAUGGCUUUUCGGGACGACACGGGUAAUCCCGUCCUAGGCGUUGACCUGCAGUUCAAUGUUAGCGAGUUCACCCACAAUAAGCUUGUACCAACAGAACUGGACGAUCAAGAUGGUCAAAUUAUCAUCUCUGGGAAAAAACUCUACCAAUAUCUUGAGGUCGCCGAGAAUGAAGAGGAGAAGGCAGAGAAGAAAGCAGCACACGGUGAUUCCGAGUACCGCUAA
Messenger RNA from Plenodomus lingam JN3, 939 nucleotides. RefSeq lists its product as uncharacterized. The record is from RefSeq and is a predicted model, not a curated record. Lineage: Eukaryota; Fungi; Ascomycota; Dothideomycetes; Pleosporales; Leptosphaeriaceae.